AUGCACGAGGCCCUACAGGCAAUGGUUCUAAAACCCAUCAUGAAGAGCAUAGGCAGUCUUCAGCGGAGUGUUGACGAACUCAAGAAAGAGAAGGCUGAGAACAAAGGGAACAAGAAGCGUCUCAAGAAGAAUAUGGACAACCUUGGUGACCACCUGGCGUCCGUGGUUCAGAAUGUGCAUGACCUCCAAAGCAAGUUGCAGGGCACCAUGCCUCCACCGCCGGUGAACAACUAA
This is a messenger RNA of Miscanthus lutarioriparius, 234 nucleotides long. NCBI's taxonomy places the organism in Eukaryota, Viridiplantae, Streptophyta, Magnoliopsida, Poales, Poaceae. The record is from the annotation of a GenBank genome assembly.